Messenger RNA from Linderina pennispora, 1980 nucleotides. Its product is annotated as nucleotide-diphospho-sugar transferase. Gene Ontology annotation, biological process: UDP-N-acetylglucosamine biosynthetic process. The transcript has a single exon. The record is from RefSeq and is a predicted model, not a curated record. Bases 449 to 1933 code for a protein of 494 amino acids. NCBI's taxonomy places the organism in Eukaryota, Fungi, Kickxellomycota, Kickxellomycetes, Kickxellales, Kickxellaceae. Gene Ontology annotation, molecular function: UDP-N-acetylglucosamine diphosphorylase activity.
GGUUGUGUACCUCCCCUGCGUCCCCACACCCACAGCAAGGUCUACUUUUCGUCUUGACCAUGGACAAUUCUGCGCCCCCUGUGCAUGGAAAAUGAAGCGCAACGAUUCAUAUCCUCUGGCCAUUUAAGCGGGUGCGUGCACCUGGGUGGGCACCGUCCCCUUCUUUCUCUCUCUUUGCUUCUGCAGCUUGCCUUGAACUGCUUUUUGUAUCCUCUGCUUUCCUGCUCCCCCGCAAUCCCGUCAACCUUUGUGUUGCGCUCAUUGUUUUUGCUCCUCUCAUUGGGUUUCUGUUUACACCGCCGCAUCCAUACUAAGUAAGGAGCUACGCCGUCUUUCUCCUCACUCCAUAGAUCGCCGUCGCUUUUAUUCGCACUCUAGUCGCUUUGACGCACUCUACAAGAUAACGUUGUUUUCCACCACCACCAACCACACACAUACCAAAAGCACCAUGGUUCAGAGCACACCCUCGUUCACCUCUGAGAGCCUCGCGGCGCUCAAGAAGCGCUACGCCGCCGCCGGACAGCCGCAGGUGUUCAAGUACUUUGACGACCUGAGCGACGAGGAGGCCACUGCGCUGUUCACGCAGCUGAGCAGCAUCGACGUCGAGCGGUGCAACCAAUUCUUCGACAAGACGGUGCGCAACCCCGCGCCGGUCUCGGAUUCGGUCACGCUGGAGCCGCUGGCGUCCGACUCGUUUGCAUCGACCAUCGAUGAGGCACAGGCUGCCGACAACGAGAAGUGGCGUGCCGAGGGCAUCAAGCUCAUUCGCGACAACAAGGUCGCUGUCAUCCUGCUUGCUGGCGGCCAGGGCACGCGCCUGGGCUCGUCGGCGCCCAAGGGCUGCUACGAUAUCGGGCUUCCGUCGCACAAGUGCCUGUUUGACAUCCAGGCCGAGCGCAUCCGCCGGCUGCAGGAGAUUGCAUCGGACAGCGAGCACAAGGCGGUCAUCCCCUGGCUGGUGAUGACCUCGGGCCCCACCAGCGCGGCGACACAGCAAAAGUUUGUCGACGAGAACUUCUUUGGGCUGAACCCCGACGACGUCUUCUUCUUCAACCAGGGCGUGCUGCCGUGCUUUGAUCUCGAGGGCAAGAUCCUGCUCGAGAACCGCGGCAAGGUCGCUGUUGCGCCCGACGGCAACGGCGGGAUCUACGAGGCCCUGCGCCUGAGCGGCGCCCUCGACUGGCUGCGUGCGCGCGGCGUCGAGCACAUCCACUCGUACUGUGUCGACAACUGCCUUGUGCGCGUGGCGGACCCGACGUUUGUUGGCUACGCUGCGCUCAAGGGCGCCGAGUGCGGAGCGCUGGCUGUUCCGAAGAAGUCGUGGGACGAGCCGGUGGGCGUGAUCUGCCUGCGUAACGGCCACUACAGUGUGGUCGAGUACUCGGAGAUCAGCCCGGAGAUGGCCCAGCUGACCCGGGACAGCACCUCGCAGCUGGCGUACAACGCUGGCAACAUCUGCAACCACUUCUACACCCUCGACUUUUUGCAGCACCGCGUGCCCGACAUCGAGUCCAAGCUGGAGCACCACAUUGCGAAGAAGAAGAUCAAGCACAUCGACACCGAGACCGACGAGCAGGUCGCCCCGACCAAGCCCAACGGCAUCAAGCUCGAGCGCUUCGUGUUUGAUGUCUUCCCCUAUGUCCAGAAGAUGGCGAUUCUCGAGGUCGACCGCAGGGACCAGUUCUCGCCGCUCAAGAACGCCCCGGGAACCGGCGUUGACUGCCCCGAGACCUCGCGCAGCGACCUGAUCUCCCAGUGCAUCCGCUUCGUUGAGGCCGCUGGCGGCAAGGUCCAGUCGGUCGAUGGCCAGCAGCCGGCCUUUGAGAUCUCGGCGCUGGUGUCGUAUGCCGGCGAGGGCCUCGAGUCCCUGAAGGGCAAGACAUUGGUCGGCGACCAGUACAUUGACAGCAUCAGCGCUGUCCAGUUUGUCUAGGGUGCUUGCUGCCUGCUCUGCAGGCGUCGCCAACAGUCCCUCUAUCU